Molecule: messenger RNA, 1675 nt
Organism: Neolamprologus brichardi
Lineage: Eukaryota; Metazoa; Chordata; Actinopteri; Cichliformes; Cichlidae
Source: RefSeq, a predicted model, not a curated record
CUUUCAGUUUGAGCGACACCGCUGCACUCAGACCGCUGCAAAGAUGGAGUUUGCUUGCAGCCAUGUUGUUUGCAACUGGAGUCCAGAUGGACCAGGCGUUUUUCCUAUGGGGCCCGAGUAUGACAACAUAGUGCCAGUAAAACAACAAGCAGAUGAGGUUCCUCCACCGCUGCCCCCUCGUCGACUGAGGAAACCUCGGCCUACUUCUCUUCCACUUUACAACAAUUCCUCCUUCGAGCCUCCGUCUGCUCCGACCUCCCUCCCUCCUCCUGUUCCUCCCAGACUUGACAAGCUGGAAGGAUUAACCAGGUUGAAGGCCAACGUCAACGUUGUCUCACUCAAUGUUGGAAAACUGGUUGAUAUCAGUCAAGACUCAGGCAUGGAGACUUUUCAAAGGCCAGUGAUUUGUGGGAAAUGUAGUGCUGCUUUGUCAUGUCUCAGUUCAUUACAGAAGAACGUUUGGCGAUGUGAGUUCUGUGGAUAUGAAAACAGUGUAGAUGAAAGUUUAGCUGCUUUGUGCAUUGGCCAGCGAGCCGGUGUGCGCAGUGAUGACCUUUACCUGCCCAGACAGAGUGAAGACGACUAUCAGAACUUGGAGGACACGCUAGUUGUUUUCUGCGUGGACACUUCUGGCAGCAUGAGCGUUACUACAGAGGUUCCAUCAAGCAAUGGCUCUGUAACAUACGUAUCCAGACUAGAGGGUAUGCAGGACGCCCUCUACAGGGCACUAUUCACCAUAAAGCAACGGUCCCCUCAUCGGAGGGUGGCUCUGGUGACAUUUAACGAUGAGGUUGUAAUAUAUGGUGAUGGUACUAGUGCUCCUAUCACACUCAGGGAUUGGGCGCUAGUUGACUACGACCAUAUAUGGGAAAAGGGUGUGACUUACCACAUCCCACACUGUAUCGCUGAGACCUACAACCACCUAAUACAGAGGGUCAAAGAACUCAGGGAACAUGGAGCCACGUGUCUCGGUCCCGCAGCAUUAGCCUCCGUUGCUAUGGCUUCAAGGUACCCCGGGUCAAAAGUAAAUAUUGUCAGCAUUGGCACAGUAGCAAGAGAGAUUCAAUCGGUCUCCGAAGAUAACGUCCUAGCUACAGGAGUCAAAGCAACCCUGCUCGCUUCUGAUGGAGUGUAUUUUCCAUAUGAGGAUGAAAACAAUCACAAACUGGUAAGAGAGAUUGGGAAUGUCACCAAAGGUCUGGAGAUCACCUUCCAGUUUGCUGUAAAACCUGAUUUUAUGGAAUUUUUUCUCCAGAAAGGAACGCUUCCAUUCCAACUGCAGCUCAGCUUCAAGACCAGAGACCAACACAGAAUCACUCGCAUCAUCACUGAACAGCGACCAGCAACUACCUGCAGUCGGAUUUUUGCAGGUAGACUUAACAUGGCAGUGCUCGAUGUUCACUGCGCACAGCUCUGUGCCAGUUUAACCAUGGAGGGUAAAGUGCAGGAGGCACAAAGGCAGCUGAAAGCACAGCAAGACCUGCUACAACAAGUCAGGUAUGAGUUUUGUAGAGGAUACAUGGAGAAAAAGCUGACUCUUUCUGAUGAAGCAGCUAAGGUGGUGUACCAGAUGAAGAGAGCCAGCAGUGUCAGAAACAACAACAACAGCAGCAACACAGUUAAUGUCCAAAAGAAGACCACAAAGAAGAAAAAGGCUGUCAUGGAGGCUGUGUAA